AAAUUUUAAAAUGCCGGAGUCAGCGAAAUCCGUUCCUGCUCCGAAGAAGGGCUCUAAGAAGGCGGUGACCAAAGCCCAGAAGAAAGAUGGCAAGAAGCGCAAGCGCAGCCGCAAGGAGAGUUAUUCCGUGUACGUGUACAAGGUACUGAAACAGGUCCACCCGGACACUGGCAUCUCAUCCAAGGCCAUGGGCAUCAUGAACUCUUUCGUCAACGAUAUCUUUGAGCGCAUCGCGGGCGAGGCGUCGCGCUUGGCGCAUUAUAACAAGCGCUCGACCAUCACGUCCAGAGAGAUCCAGACGGCCGUGCGCCUGCUGCUGCCCGGGGAGCUGGCCAAGCACGCCGUGUCCGAGGGCACCAAGGCUGUCACCAAGUACACCAGCUCCAAGUAAAACUUGCCAAGAGGAGCAAAUGGGCUUUAGAAAUGUAUUUUCCCACCCCUGGUCACUGCUGGACACUGUUGCACCUCACAAAUAAGUCAAUGAAAAUGACU
Molecule: messenger RNA, 492 nt
Organism: Balaenoptera ricei (Rice's whale)
Lineage: Eukaryota; Metazoa; Chordata; Mammalia; Artiodactyla; Balaenopteridae
Product: histone H2B type 1-C/E/F/G/I-like
Exons: 2
Coding region: 11-391 (126 amino acids)
Cellular component (GO): nucleosome
Molecular function (GO): protein heterodimerization activity; DNA binding; structural constituent of chromatin
Source: RefSeq, a predicted model, not a curated record